This is a messenger RNA of Linum trigynum, 3057 nucleotides long. Lineage: Eukaryota; Viridiplantae; Streptophyta; Magnoliopsida; Malpighiales; Linaceae. The record is from the annotation of a GenBank genome assembly.
GCCUGAAUCCCCCACAUCAUUCCCCUCUCACUCUCGAUACAACCACGCGUUGCCAAAAUAAAGCGCGUUAUCUUCCUUCGCCUUCACCCGCGAGUUGCGUCGACCUCUCUUUCGAAAAAAAGAAAAAAGGAAAAAAGUUGGGUCGACCUCUUUGAACUCAUAUUCUAUCCCCAGUGACAACUGGACAGGUAAAUGAGAACAGCUGUAUUCCUCCACCGUGUCGGAAAGCGAUUGGACGAGAUCUAGGGCGCUCCUUCUGAAUAGGAGACAUGCCGUACCCAUAUUACCCCUCACCUCACCCAGCUUUGGGACAGCUAAGAGAGGACGAGAAAGGUUGCAGGGCAGUCGCCAGUGGCCGCACAGACACUGUAACGGCUACAUUUCUUUUUCUUUAUUUUCUUUUGCUUUUAGAUAAUUAAAUAUAAAUUGAAUUUAUCUGACAUGGCGGGUGAGGUGGUGGAAUGAUAUGACGUGUCGGUGUCCUCCCUUACCCCGCAAGCCAACCAACAAAGGUCUUCUUCGGGGCUAUAAAUGGGGACUGAGGUUGAAAUUGCUCAUCACUAUUCGGUGUACUCUCACUCUCUCUCUCUUGCUCUGCUCUACUUCUUCUUCCACAAGCCAGAGCUAGCUCCUUUUCUGGUCACAAUGGCGGUCUCGGUAUUCAGAAUGACUCUUCUGAUGGGUUUUUUCAUGGGUUUUGUGAUGGUGGGUCUGGUUACCUCGGCGAAAUUUGACGAGCUGUUCCAGCCAAGCUGGGCGUUCGAUCACCUCAUCUAUGAGGGAGAGCAGCUGAAGCUCAAGCUCGAUAACGCUUCUGGAUCUGGGUUCCAGUCGAAGAGCAAGUAUCUGUUUGGGAAGGUGAAUAUACAGAUUAAGCUUGUGGAGGGAGACUCUGCUGGGACUGUUACUGCCUUCUAUAUGUCAUCAGAGGGUCCUAAUCACAAUGAGUUCGAUUUUGAGUUUCUGGGCAACACCACCGGGGAACCCUACCUCAUCCAGACUAAUGUCUAUGUCAAUGGGGUUGGCAACAGGGAGCAAAGGUUGAACCUUUGGUUUGAUCCCACCAAGGAUUUCCACAACUACUCCAUCUUUUGGAACCCGCGCCAGGUUAUAUUUCUAGUAGAUGACACUGUGGUGAGGCAGCACUCAAACUUGGAGCACAAGGGAAUCCCUUUCCCCAAAGACCAGCCGAUGGGAGUCUACAGCUCAAUCUGGAACGCUGACGAUUGGGCGACCCAAGGCGGUAGGAUCAAAACCGAUUGGAGCCAUGCCCCAUUCAUUGCCUCCUACCAAGGUUUCCAGAUUGAUGCCUGCGAGAGCCCAGCUUCGUCAGUCUCAGCAGCUGAUUUGACCAAGAAGUGCACGAGCAGUGGCGAGAACAAGUACUGGUGGGAUGAACCGGCAUUGUCUGAGCUUAACCUUCACCAGAGCCAUCAGCUUCUUUGGGUCAAGGCCAACCACAUGGUCUAUGACUACUGCAGUGAUAAUUCUAGGUUCCCUGUGACACCUGAGGAAUGCCAGCACCACCAUCAUUAGUAGUAGUAGUAACUGAAUGAAAUGAAGCUUGGUCAUGCCACUGUAAAAAAGAACUGGGGGAAGACGCUUGUGGCGUAGAGGGGAAGGGUGAAAAUGGGAUCUAUUGUCACAUAUUAAGGAAGGGUGAAACAUGUGCUCCAUGUUUUGAUAUUCCGUUGGCUUCAUUUUGGGCUUUUGAUCAGUUCCAUGUAAGAUAUGUUAUCUUAGGGUCUUAUUAUUAAUAUGAACUUCAGUUGUGUUCCUCUUCCCUACUUCCCCCCCCCCCCCCCCCCCCCCCCCCCCCCCCCCCCCCCCCCCCCCCCUUGAACUUGUUCAGGAGCAAGUUGCAAAACGUGCAUAAUGAAGUGAACAAUGGGAGAUGGGAUGAAAUGAAAUUGAUAAGGUCUCCAUUUCCUUUCCUUCUGCUGGCAUGAUGAUGGGCUUUCAGGACAAAAACAAAACUUGAAAUGCAGAAUUGAAAGGGGUCCCCCCUCUUAUCCCUGCAAUUGGGUGGACAUUUUUGAGGACUUUACUCUCUAGAGUUCAUUUCAGUGCCACUGUGCAGGCCAGCUCUCAUUGUCCUUUACAAAUGGCUGGAAGGAAAACCACGGAUGAAUUACCUUUUCUUGUGGGUUUCAGUAUUAGUGGUGGUGAAAAGGCCAAUCAUAAGUGGUUCACUGAUUCGCUGAAGUACAAUAAUAGAGAGGGGGCAUUUCUUUUCUUCUGUUUGAGAUUCUUUUGGCCAUUUGGAGCUUUGUGGGUUCAAGGUUCUUCUAAAGGUGUGCUUCACUUCUUGUGGGGGAGAAUCAAAUGGUCCUAUCCUAUACAUCUCAAACCUUCAUUGUCCCACCACAACCAUAGCAGGCACAAGGAAAGGAAGCAACUCUAAUUGGAGGGCUUCUGUCCAAAACCAAUGAGCUCCUUCAAAACUUUUUCACCACCAAGAGAAAUGUGCAAGUAGCACCAGAUUGGUACAAAUGGGCCAGCUUUGCUGACUCAGGAUUGAUCAAAGCUGCAAUUGGAACCAAAGCAUUUACUUUUGAAAUCAUUCAUUGAGUUGGGGAUGGAAUGGAUGGACCCAAGUAAUUUAAUUUGGGACUUGACUACACAACAAACAGCAAUAAAACUCCUAGGCCAUUGGCUCUACAAAUUCAUGUAACAAGCAAUCUUAAAUAUCCCCUUCUUCUGCUGCACGGUGGAGAGUGUGUGUGGCCUGGCCUACUGCUUUUAAAAGACAACUUGUCUGCUUUCCUCUGAUUCUGAUCCAUGUCGAUAAUUCAAAGGGGAGGUGUGUGGGCACAGAUCCCAAAGCCAAUAUGGAAUGGGGAAGGAAAGUGGCCCAAAAUUUUGUUGGGUGGGGUUGGUCUGGUGAUCAUGGGUAUCUACUUACUUCUUCACGGGCCAUAAGUCCAUAACCCCAUUCAUAAAUCAUGGGUUGGCAUUUGCCCAAAAACAAAGGGAAGAUAAAAAAUGACCAAUCAAACCAUAAAAGUAUAGGAAAAAUCCAAAAGUACCACUGUUUAAUAAGAAUUUCAAAAAUAC